Messenger RNA from Notodromas monacha, 6696 nucleotides. NCBI's taxonomy places the organism in Eukaryota, Metazoa, Arthropoda, Ostracoda, Podocopida, Cyprididae. The record is from the annotation of a GenBank genome assembly.
AUGGAUUUGUUGCAGUGGUCGAACGGCGUCAAGCGUCAUGCUAUGGAUAACGUGAAUUGUACCGACUGCGGCAUGUGCGUCACGUUGAGCUGGGUGGUUGUUGACUUCGUAUCGCGGAAGUCGAGCAAAAAGGCCCGUCGCUAUGUGGAAGUAGUACAACCGUCAGCUUCGGCCGUCGCGGAUACAUCGAAAGAUCUGGAUGAGUCGGACGCGAGUGAAUCGGAGUUUGAGAAAGAAGAGGACUGCCUUGUCGAACUUGUUCGGUCUGUCGGCGGAAACGUCGAUGGAAUAAAUAAUUGGAGAGGCGAUGAUGAAAUUGAUGAGGAGUCGAGCGAUGAUGAAACGAUCGAAGACGAUGAUUCCGGCGAGAUCAAUCAAGUAAAUGUGGAUGCCGGAGAGAAUGUAUUGAAUAGUGACAAGGAGGAGCAUUUGGAAGAGGAGCGCGCCUCAGAAAUCGACGAAGAUGAUGAUGCCGAAAAUGUGGAUCAAGUUCAUUCGGAAAAUGGCGGAGAGGUUGCGAAUAUUUCUGAACCCGAUGACGAUGAAGAAAUUAUGAAUGAACUAGAAGAAGACGCGGAAGGAGAUCCAUUUUUACUUCGUUUUGAACAUGAUAUAUCCGAUACAGUUGUGGAAACCUUACAAGACUCUUCGAAGUGUACUCAAAGUGAGCUGCGUGUGCCUUCGUUGGGUCGCGUUUUGUUUAAAAAGUGUGUCUUGGAAGACAGUGAAGCCGAACGUUGUCCCACGAAAUCGAUGGGAACUGAAGAUGAUCUCGAAAAAAUUCUAAUCCAUACGCGUCGUAAUCUUCGGAAUCAUCUCAGUGAAACUAACCUGAACAUCGUCAAGGAUUCGCAGCAGCUCACUGCUAUUCAGAAACGAAUUUAUUCACUGAUUUCAUCUUACGCGGAUUUCUUGAUGACUGAUCGUAACAUUAACAAUACGGAGGAAGUGCGUGUCUCGUAUUGUUUGCACGUGUUGAAUCACGUACUGAAAACUCGUUCUCGUGUGAUGAAGCACAAUCGACGCAUUCAAGCAAAACGAGAAGCGUUGAGAAGGGAAAGGCUUGCUCAAGCCAGUGAAGGAAAAGUCGAGAAGAAGAAAUUUCCUGUUUCGGGAUCCGAUGAUGUUGAAUACCGAGAUCAAGGAUUUUUCAGGCCAAAAGUGUUAAUUUUGGUACCGUUCAGGGACAGUGCAUUGAGAGUGUGCAAUACUCUGAUGAACUUGCUGCUUGGCGACAUUUCGAAGAAAGCAGCAAAUGUCGUGAAUCGCAAGAAACUUGAAGAACGCUAUGGUUGGGAUGCUGAGCAAGUUGAAAGACUAGCAGAGCUCAAACCUGCUGAUUACACUGCCACAUUUUCCGGCAAUCCAGACGACGCAUUUUUGUUCGGUGUUGCCCUUACUAAGAAGACACUCAAGUUUUUCGCGAACAUGUAUUCGAGCGAUAUUUUAAUCGCUUCACCGAUGGGACUACGAGUGAAAAUUGGAGGCGAAGGAGAAAAGGACCGCGAUAUGGAUUUUUUGGCAUCGAUCGAAAUUUUGAUAAUGGAUCAAACUGACGUCUUUCUGAUGCAAAAUUGGAGUCACGUUUUGCACAUUUUGGAUCAUAUGCAUUUGACACCCUCACAGAACCGCGACAUCGAUUUUUCUCGGGUGAGAAUGUGGUCGUUGUCAGGACAUGCUGCAUUAUAUCGGCAAACGAUGAUUUUUAGUUCUGUACCGACAGUUGAAAUCUCGUCAGUGUUUAACAAAAAGUGCAAAAAUAUGACGGGAAAAUAUUCAACCGCAAAUUCGGUUGACGUUGGAUCGAUUAGUUCUGUUAUCAUCCCGAUUCCACAGACUUUUCGAUAUUUUACUGCCUCGAGUCCAUUGGAAGAUUCAAAAGAGCGAUUUCAAAUAUUUGUCGAAAAAGUCUUGCCGAGGUUCAGGGAUGCCGUAACGAAGCGAGUUUUAAUUUAUAUCCCAUCCUACUUCGAUUUUCUCACGGUGCGGAACUACUUCCGAAAGUCCGACUUGGAAUUCGCUGAAAUAUGCGAGUACACGGAGGAAAAGAAAAUCAAAUCUGCUCGAAAUAAGUUCUUCCGCGGAUUCCAGAAAUUCCUGCUGUUCACAGAAAGAUUUCAUUUCUUCCGUCGCUACAAAAUGAAGGGAAUGCAGCAUAUAAUUUUCUUUGGGUUGCCGACGUAUCCGCAUUUCUACUCGGAAAUGAUCAAUUUCAUGCAGGGACGCAUGUCGGGUGAUGGCGUGAAAGGGGAAAUGUCGUGCACAGUAAUUGUGUCUCAAGUGGACGCAUUGAAGCUGUCAGGCGUGGUGGGCACAGCAAAGGCCGCGUCCAUGUUACGUGACAAAAAAGAGUCCUACUUCUUAGGGUCAUGUAGUCGGCGGCUCCGCGUUGUGCCAGUUAUUGCCUCCCUCGCCAGGAGGACUACGAUAACAGAAAUGCUCUUGCGACAACAGUGUUUGGAAUCGCUGCGGCGGUCUCCAAGACUCAUGCUUUUCCAGUUAAAGGCUUUAAGGAAAAACCGGAAGGCGACGCACGAAAUCAUUUCAACCUUGCUUUCGCUCUCUGUAGAUUUUCAGCGUGGAGAACGUCCUCAGGUGAAGUUUCCAGAAGUGAUCAGAUUCUUGUUCCACUGGCUGCCGGAAAUAGAAUCAGUGCCGAUUCGAAUUUCCGUAGUCCGAUCUGUCGUUGAACUUGCCCGAAAUGGAUUGCACAGUGUGAUGCGAUUGUGCGCCAGUGGGCUGAUAAUGGACCUCAUUGCUUUGCUGUCGAGACCGGAAGCAAUUUACAACCCGGACAGUGCGGAACAUGAUGCCUUUCGGAAGCAUAUGGGCGUAGACCUGGAUAGUCCGAUCCCCUGCGGGAGCAGUGCGGAAGUUCUCGGAGGAAUUUUCACGUUGCUAAAAAUUCUCGGGUCACAUUCCAUUUCCGACCGGGAAUUGCGUGCCAUUUUUCUCAGGCUGCUUCGCGGGAAACGUGAUGUCACCCCGUACCCGUACAUAAGUCAAGUGCUGUUUUCAUUGGUGGAAAUGGCGAAACGGGAAGGAUUCAAGGAUUCUCAGUAUUUCUUCGAUAUCCAGCAUUCCCGAGAUGUGAUGAGGGUCGUUGGAAUAAAGCGCUGGCCAGGUUCGGGCAACAGCUACACAUUCCACUGUUGGGUUCGACUUGUCAGUGAGAAUUCAUCAGAAGAUACCGCUAGAUUGAAGCGCCGGUAUCUGUACAGCUUCCACGUGGGGUCGGGAGCAACAUUAUCGGGCUUCGAAGCCUUUUUCGGGCCGAAAGGGGUUUUGACGGUGUCUGUCUGGGAUUCGAAAGACAUGCAUUCAGCGAGUGUUCAUGAGUUCCCCUUGGGUGACGGACGUUGGCAUUGCGUGACUAUUUCGCACUCAGCUAAUUGGCGAAGUAUUCGGCCAUUCGCCCAGAGUCAGCUGUCUGUGUUCUUUGAUGGAGCUUUGCGACUCGUAUGUCCUCUUCGAUGUCCCGUGUUGAACCAGCCUUUGACAGAAGUCGUGAUCGGAGGAGCAGGACACCGCAACAGAUCGUAUGUAUCUGAAGAAACAUCCGCAAUGUCUUCUUGGAACCGGAAAUCUCAGGUGAAUGGUCAGAAUGACGUGAAAAAGCCGGAUGUUCCGGAGAAGUCCAAGGGCUUCUUCGGAAGUCUAGUUUCAGCGGUGCCAAGUAUUUUGCCUCAACUGCCUUCAGCUGCUCGCACAAAAUCUGCCAAUGAUCCCAACAUUCGUGUCUCUGGCAUACCGCACCUGCUACGAUACAAACCCCUGGGACACGGCGAAGCACCAGACCAAAUUGCGCCCACGUGUUCUCAGGCCGAUAUUUGGCGUCGUUGGCAAGCAUACACUGUGAUACAGGAGCUGAUACUGGAGGCAGUAGUAGUUCCUUUGACCCUGCUUUAUGUUGAAAAUUUCAGGACCAAAUUGCGCCCACGAGCUGAUACUGGAGGCAGUAGUAGUUCCUUUGACCCUGCUGGGAUUUUAUCUUCCUCCGCUUCGCCGAUGUCGUCAUCUAGUGAAGGUGAACUGGAAAUGAAACUUGUGUUUUGGUACGAUGCGAGGGUGACGAGUUCUGGGGAGAAGUUGUGCGUGGACUUGAGCCCUAAUCGGACUCAUUCCGCUCAUUGUUCGGCUCCUGUCUCCAUUUUGAUGAACAUUAGGGACGCGUUAAACAAAAUAGGAGGGCUGCAUGUCUUGUUUCCUUUAUUGGAGAAGUUACCGCACGAGCUUGACGUGGAUUUAAGUUUAGUGUCGCCUACUUCUGGAUCUGCUUUGCCGCCGGUUGUGAUGACUACUUAUAGUGGGCAUUUGGAAGAUACUGCAAGCUCGUUGGGAGAAUGGGAAAUGCUUUCUUCGCGUGACGAUGCGGAGUACGGCAAAGAUUCUUCGAAUCGAGGUUUUGUUAGAAAUCAAGCUGCUGGGCUCUUCUCGCUGAUCCGCAUCUUAUCUGCUGAAUCCCUGGUUUGUCUUGACCAGCUUUUAAGGUACAGAGCUAUUCCUGUGCUGGGGUAUCUCCUGCAAAAGCUUCCACCCGCGUUAGUGGACAUAAAUCUUCUGAUUUCAUUGGAGUUGUUCUGCGAGCAGUUGCGAGAUCAACGACGAGAUGCGCUUCUCGAACAGAUGUAUGCCUUCAUUUUGUUUGACUUCAGAAUUUGGACGAAUUGUUCAUUCAUUGUUCGUAUUGGACACUUUCAAGCCUUAUGUCGAAUAAUACACGAGAACAAAGUUUACUUUCGAAGGAACUUCGGGGUUCAGUUUUUGCUUGACGUAAUUCAUCAACAUUACAAACUUGUGGAUCGACUUUCUCCGGAGGACACUAAAGCAGUGAGAGCAGCUCUGAUCAAUCUCAUCAAGUAUUUCAUUUCUCGGGAUCCAACUGCUGCUGAAGUUUCUGCGAUACUUCGGUUUACCUUCUCUGUGCAUGAGGAGGAAGUUGUUAUGGACAUUCUUCAGAUGCUGUACGCAUACUUGGAAAGUAAAGCUGCGAAGGACCAGAUUUAUUUACUCCUUUACGAGAAUGGGAACGCAGAACUAUUUUAUGGACUGUUGAUUCAAAAACAUUUUUCUACCGAGUUCAAAGAGCUUGUUUGUCGGAUUAUGAUGGCAUUGUUGGGAACGGACAAAGUGCAAGAAAAGAACAAAACUAGGCUUCGACUAGGCGACGUGGGUUACGGAGGAUUCUUCUCGUUUCUCAAAGGACAGAUGUUGAGUGAAGGUGUUGCUGCUCAGUUGGUCAACCAAAUGUUGAUGAUCGAUUCACAAGGCUCUUUGUGUGGAGUAUUGUUGCUGACAGCUCAUCUUCAGCACGCCGAUCGCAUCGAAACGAAGCUGACGGUGGGCAGAAUUUUGCAGGCGUAUUUGCAUCAUCGAAUGCAGGCUACUUCCCGGAGUUUUGCGAGGCAAUCUGGAUGGCAAUACAGCGUGUGUUGCUUGUUCACGAAAUGCGAACGCCGCGAUUUGGGGGUUUCGAAAAGUGGACAAGAGGACAAAGAGAUUUCCGUCGCAUCUCCUUCCGCGUUCCUGAACAGUUUGUCGCUCGAUGUUGAAAAUGAUCCGGAUUUAAUGAGCUUUGAAUUGAUUGAUUCUGCAACGGGAAGAGGUCGUGUGGAUAUGGCGGCGGCCGCGUGGCAGAUGCUUCCUCAACAGCUGACGGAGAUUCGUGGAAUGGCUGAGACUGUCGGCUCUGUGGCGGUAACGAGCGUGAUAUCGGACAAUCUGGAAACUGUUACUUCGGCCGUCGUACCUGACAAAAUACAAUCCGCCGCCAGCAAUAUGAGCAAGUCCGUGGCGUCCAAGAUUUCGAACAUCAAGAGGAGAACAUUACAAGUUCAGGAAAGCGUGGAAGAAGUUGGCGAAAGCGUCGUUGCCAUUGGCGAAGCGGCUUUCAGUUCUUUGAGAAAAUCCAGAGAAAGUCCCGCAUCUUCGAGUCCAUCUUCUCCGUAUUUGCCGUCGAAAAUGCUUCUUGCUAGAACCAAAGACAGCAGCAAGGAUGAUGGAUCAAUAUUGAGUUUGCAACAAGAAGUGGACGCCUACGUGGAUUUCGGGGUACAUCUCAUUGCUUCCAUUAUGUGGGAAGGGAUUCCGACUGAAGGGGCCGCGUUCGACGAAGUCUGGAAGGAUCGAGGAGCUGUUUUUUGCUGCUUGAAAGAAUUGGCAUUGACGAAUGUUCUCUUUGCCCCCUUGCUGGAAGUCGAACGGAGAAUUCUGGAGAGAUUAAUUGAGCUGUGCCUGGAAACACUGAAAGAUCAGACGCAAAUCACACCAGAGCUGCGAGAAACGGGACACAUGAUGCUCAAGUGGGCGUAUCACCUGAUGACGCGAGAAGAUAAAUCAUUAUUUUCUUUCCGAGGCGACGCGAAGCAAUGUUUGAUUUACGGAUGUGCUUUAUCCGAACGGCUGUUGGACAAAGUCAUUUGUCUGCUGGAUGUACUUGGGAUUUUUGGCGACUCGCCGGAAGAGGAGAAUCGGGAUUUAACUGCAGCAGUUCUUGUGAAAAACACGGAGCAUUACAGCUUCUUGAUCCCGGUGAUGAAGGCGUUGUUGGACAAAGUUGGAUCUUUGGGGGCUCUACAUUUGCCUGCUUGGUUGCCAUCGCUGCCGACUGGCACCAACACGCCGUCGUUUGAUGAAGAAUUUCAACAUUAUUGCAUGAGUGGAGAAUGGCGAGAAUUUGUGCAGACCAAGAUAUGA